AUGGACCAUCUGCACAAAGAGCUUGUGACUCUGCCUAGCUUAGCACAUCUUUCAGCGUCGCAAUUGCGCGAUCUGAAGUGGACAGUCAAGGAAUUGGUGCUCAUAACGCUUUUUCAAGAGCAAGUAUCUUCGAAUGCAGUAGCACAAGAGCUACAAAUUAAAAGUAAAGACCGUAAAUUGGAGCGUAAAGCGGACAAAUUGCUGGGCGACGUAGAUCGAGUUGCGAUACGAAAGAAAGAAGACAAAUACCGAGCAGAGUUUAUGCAAUUGGUUGCUUCGGAGCUUGCCAGAUUGGGAGCUCCUGCACUUAUUACAUGGCAGAAAUUGGUGUUUGAUAAAGAAUGUUGUGCGCAAGCGUUUCGAUUGCUACUUACGCGAAUUAAAUCCUCAUGCAGGAGUGCAGGUCGGAAAGUUAGCACUUAUAGUUCUUCACCAAAUAUAGCUCGAUAUGCUGCUAGACAGAGUCAAUGUGAUAGUAAUUACUGUGGACUGGAGAAUGAUAGUGGAGAUACUGAAGAUGCUUAUGCCGAUAGCGAUGAUUUUGAAAGUUGUGCAAAAGUUCCGUCAUUGAUUCCUAGUCAAGAUUUGACAAAAGGGAUGAAAGAAUAUUCUUUAAUUGAUCGGUGCACUUCAAAUAGCAAGAACAAAGGGCAAAACUGGAAUUUCGAUUCGACAAUUGAACCAUUGUCCAGAAAAGAUGAGUCUCAAUGCUUAGACUCGCGUGGGCCUACACGCAAAAGAAUUUCUGUCCAUCAAACAAGUCGACCCAGGACAGAUGGUGGUAUAAUGAUUGAACGGACGGUGUCGAGCAAGCAGCCGUCGGACUUUGUGUCGAAAUUCAGAAAGGACGAGGCACGAAUCUGGCAGGAAGAAAAAUUGGUUUUGACGAACGAUAAUGCCAAAUUGCGAGACGAGAUCAAACAUUUGGAAUCUCUUCUUCAGAAUGACAGCUCCAGCAACAGUAUGUGUGGUGAUUCGCUUGAAGUUGCCCAAAAACGAAUACGGCUAUUACAAGCACAAAAGGUGCAGCUUCAACGUCAAGUAAGCUUAUUACAAAAGGCAAUGGAAGCUUUUGAAAACUCUGAAGUGAAAUUGAUGUCUGCAAUGGAAAGUUGGCGAAAAGUGAUUGAAGAUGGAAUGAAACAAGCAAAAGCCGCCGGUGCUGAUCAAAAUGCGACAGCCAUGAGAAUUGAUGAUGAUGAGAUUACAUGUCGACAGCCUAUCAAGUGGAUGCUAGCUGUACCUGAGAAACUAAUGCAUGAAUUCAAGCGUGUGGAGAGCCAAAUCAAAGGUGCGACACUCGCUGCAAAUGCUUGCUUGGAAACCAAACUGCGUGUGAGUAAACUUUCCAUGUCAUUUGUACGCAACGAAGCUAUGGGGUUAAAGAUGAGUGAGAUAUACAAUGAAGAUACUUCCUGUAUAGCGCAUUUACGGAUUGAAAGAGUGCAGCAACUCGAAAAUGAUCUUGAAUCUGUUUCAACACAACUGGACGAACUCAGUGCACAAGUUUUACAGAUUGAUUUUCCAAAAAUUUCCUUAGCCAGACCGUUGCGUUCUUAUGCUUAUGAGCUGAUGAAAAGCGUGCAAAAGUUGCUUCUUGAAGUCGGGGCAUUUGGCGUCGUGGUACCCACUUCAACCACCCUUGCGACGAACGAUGCUGCUACACUAAAUACUAAAGAUUGUCACUCGCUUAAUACGAUCAUGGAGGUUCUAUCAUCGACAGGAGGCAUCAAAAAUCGACAAGGGAAUGCCAAAGAGCGCGAGAAACGUGUGAUGUUGAUGCUCAAGCAGUUGCAGGCUAGACAAAAUGCUACCGAGCACGAUCUGGUGGCUUGUCGAAAAAUUGCUGAUUAUUGGCGAACAGCAUGGAACACACAAGGCGAAAUUCUUCGCAAAUUGGCUAAGAGUGUACAAAGUCUUGGGCAAAAAAAAGUGAAGUGGUGUCAAAAUUAUUUAUUGACGCCUAUGAUAAAUUUAUCGGACGUGUUCACCUCUUUUCAACAAGCCUAUGAUAAAGAUACAACCCGUCAAAAUCCUUACUUACCGCUGCUGAUUGAGACAUUAAAUAUGGUGCAUCCGAUACUGCAGAAUGCGUUAGAGCAGUGGCAAAACUAUUCAAAUGAGAUGCAGGAUAAAAUGGAUGCACUAUAUGCAGAUUAUGAAGCCAAUUAUCUUGUUCUUGUGUCGUCGUCUGGAAAUUGA
This is a messenger RNA of Plasmopara halstedii, 2202 nucleotides long. RefSeq lists its product as uncharacterized. The transcript is spliced from 5 exons. Lineage: Eukaryota; Oomycota; Peronosporomycetes; Peronosporales; Peronosporaceae. The record is from RefSeq and is a predicted model, not a curated record. Bases 1 to 2202 code for a protein of 733 amino acids.